This is a messenger RNA of Drosophila gunungcola (fruit fly), 2763 nucleotides long. RefSeq lists its product as uncharacterized. NCBI's taxonomy places the organism in Eukaryota, Metazoa, Arthropoda, Insecta, Diptera, Drosophilidae. The record is from RefSeq and is a predicted model, not a curated record. Bases 223 to 1089 code for a protein of 288 amino acids. The transcript has a single exon.
AAAUUGUAUCAUUCAAUCCUUAACCGUCUGAGCAGCUACACGGCAGCAGCAGUGAGCCAAGACCGAAAAACACACAAAAAAUACAGUUUUCCACCCAAGAGAAAGUGCGUUCGCCGCCGAACUACGUGAAAGUGUAGUGUGGAUCCGAAAAGGACUAUCGAAAAGAACACCAAUCGAAAACCGUGCAAGAACAACAGCAAACAAAAAACAACAAACCGCAAAAUGGCAAGCCAUAAAGUUACUUUCGGUGUCUUGUGUCUGGUCGCCCUGAGCGCCGCCCUUCCCGCUGAGGAGACGCGCGGCCACGCCCGCAACGCCAUCGGCGGCGAGAAUGACAUUAUGGAUAGCAUCUACAGCGACUGUCUGCGCAAGGACAGUGUGUCGUGCGUGAAGUACAAGCUGUUCAGCUUCGUGGACAAGGUGCUGGGCGCCCGCGACCAGUUCGCCCUGACCGAGGGCGUGACCGUGGUCCGCUCGCCGGACGCCCCCCAGCAGGAGGCGGCCCGCUCUAUCUCCGGCGACGAGUCUUUCGAGUCCCUGGCCCUGAACCGCAUCAGCAGUUUCCUCAACUCGCACACCAUCAAGGUGGAGCUGAAGGGCGCCGACAUUGUGCAGGCGGUCAGCUCGACGGGCCGUGCUUUGGAGGACGCCUCCGAGUCGCUGUUCGGCUCCAACGACCCCAACGCCCCCGAGGAGAGCCGCGGCAAGAAGAAGAAGGCCGCCAAGAUCCUGGGCCCCAUCCUGGCCCUGGUCGCCCUGAAGGCCGCCGCCCUGCUGCCCCUGCUGCUUGGCGCCAUCGCCCUGAUCGCCGGCAAGGCCCUGCUGAUUGGUAAGAUCGCCCUCGUCCUCUCCGCCGUGAUCGGCCUGAAGAAGCUGCUGUCGCAGGAGAAGCACGUGACCUACGAGGUGGUGGCCCACCCGCACCACAGCAGCAGCCACUCGACGAGCCACGACUCGUAUGGCAGCGGCUACAGCGCCGACGCCGGAGCCUCCUCGGCCUCCUACGGCAGCAGUGGACACGGCGGCUGGGGCCGCUCCAUCGAUGCCCAGGACCUGGCCUACGGUGCCCAGAAGCCCGUGCAGGCCUAAGUCACAGCAUCGACACCGACACCGACACCGUCACACAAACUCACUCAAGAAGAAGAAUCAGAAUCGCGAAAAAAGAAGACUCGACGACUUGACGACUCUCCGACUUUCGAAGAGGAACACACAUUAUUUAUCGUUCGUUUUAAUUAAUUUAUUAAUUUAAUUUAUCUUAUUUAUUUCUCCAAGCAAUGAAAACGAAAAAGAAUGAACCACAAGCACACGCAUAACACAUAAUGUUAAACCGGACAGAAACCAGAAUAUCAGAACCAUAUAUGUUAGUUGUUAAAACUGAUGAAGCUAAAGUUAAGUUUGUAAAAAGAGCGGCCAGCGAGAGUUACCCCACAAGUUGCAAAUACUCAGCCUUAAGUCUAAGCUCGCACAGCACUGCCCCGAACCAUCAGCCACUGCAUCCAUAUCUAAUGCACUCUCAUCUCUCAGUCUCUAUAUCUAUAUCUAAUCUGCAUCUGCAUCUGCAUCUAUUUUAUCCAUCUCUCUUUAUCUGUGCUUCCAUCGCUAUAACUGUAUACUGCCUAUACCAAAACUCUGUAGGAUUGCCAUGCAAUCGGAGCAACGUACAAAUCUUAACUCUACAACCUAUAUCUGUACUCUAUACUCUAUACUCAAAACUCUGUUCUUCACAUGCAAAUCUAGUCUUACAAUACAACAACAACAACACCAGCAACAAGCAUGCCUACUAUUAGCUUUAACUCCCACUAGCUCUACCUCUAACUCUACUCGAUCUAUCACUUCUCCACCUGACUUCCUCAAUCUUUCUGAACUGUGCUUCAUUUCUCGCCUUCAACUGAGUAAUAGUUUUGGUCAUUCGCAUGCCAUCACUUGCCAUAGGUCUCCGAACACACGUACGCCACACCAAACUGAACUCAUUUUCCGGCUCUGGUCUACCUUUGAGCCACUAUUUCCUCACUCGACAGUCGACAUUCGACACUCUACUUCCACUUCGACUCUUCAACUUUCUCAUUUCUCAUUUCUCCUAUCUGCCAUCUCUUUCGCCGUCCUGCAUCUGUCACUUUCUAGCGCUCUACUUUCCCAAAAAAACAGACCCACUACUCUGCUCACACAUGCACACGCCACGCCCAGCUCCCUAACAUUAGUGAAAAUAUUUUUUUUCAAUAUUUUAACUCCUUAAGCGUACUUUGUGCACCCGCGCGACUCGAACCGCUUGUCGGCCCGAUUGGUGUCGGGCUCGCCUGCGCUGUGGACCGAAACAGAUUUUUAAUUAUCAACUUAAAAAUACCUUGUUUGUGACAUUUGGAGGGCUCUCUAGCCAGCGGGCGCAAGUUUCGAGUCGCCAGCACGUCGUCUACUUUAAUUUAAAUAUUUUAAGCAAAGUCGUACGGCGCUUUCACAACUAUAACUCCGGCCACAGUAGUAAGAUGAUGUUGAUGAUAAUCAUGAUGAUGUUGAUGAUGAUGAUGAUGAUGAUGUUGACGAAGAAGAAGCGUGAAGCUGCAGAUGUGGGCAACUCACACAGAUCACAAAACUCACUCACAAAAGAAUGUAAAUUCCAUAGAUUACAAUACCCCCUAUAUCUCUGUCACAUAUGCAUGUCAUUAACGAAAAAAAAUGAUGAAAAACAAUACACAAAAAAACGUUGAAAAAAACACAAGACACAACAAGCAAGGAAGAUUAAUAAAUAAAAAAUCAAUGAAAAAUCAA